AUGUCACUUCCUGCCUACUUGCAAGAUGACGAAGAUGAUGAAGACGCUGACUUCAUCCCUGGGGUGGGAGAUGAGGAUGAAGAUUUCAGAAGCGACGACGACGACGAAUCAUCUGAAACGGACAAUGAUGAGAUUCCCCCUUUUCUACAAGGCUUUUUGGAGGCAGAUCCAACAAAUCAAACCAUCAUUUUCAAGGAUAACGAAUCCUUUUGUCUGAGCUCUGAAUCUCCGACAGGAUCAGGAUGGAGUAUACAUGAUCCGCUGCUACCCAGACCUGUCACUUUUACUGGUUGGAUUGGUGAUCCGGACAAAUGCAUCGACUUCAAAGUACAAAUAUUGGAAAUAUCGGAACAAGCUGUAGACACUUUGGAUGAAAAGCUUCUGCAAGCGCAGCACGAAAAGCUACAAUCUGAACUCUUAGGUGGAAAGAAAAUGGCUGCGUCUCCAGCCAGUGUUGAUCAAGAUCAAAAGGAAGCAGCACGUCCAGCCAUGUGUCAACCGGUAAAGAAUCUACCCGCUACGAAACAAGGAUCAACAUCGAGGGGAGAAUCAAAAUUACAUACAUUUUCCAUCGUGGGAUCAACAUUUCAAAAAUCAAAAGUCGUCAGUUUUCGAGGCGUCUUUCGUCCACCGACAAAUACUGAAGAUGCAUCUUCAUUGUUCCUUAUCUGCACAACAAAGGUCGAGAAUGCAGCAGUUGCUACCCCCAGUAAUGGGACUGCAACAGCCGCAAAACGAAGACGCGACGAUGACAGUGACAACGACAAUUAUAAUUCUGGAAGAAUCAAGGUCGAUUAUCAAGAGCUGAUUGAGUUGCACGAGGAUGCAAUGCUCCACCAGCAAUAG
This is a messenger RNA of Cylindrotheca closterium, 846 nucleotides long. The record is from the annotation of a GenBank genome assembly. NCBI's taxonomy places the organism in Eukaryota, Bacillariophyta, Bacillariophyceae, Bacillariales, Bacillariaceae.